This is a messenger RNA of Lytechinus variegatus (green sea urchin), 2424 nucleotides long. Its product is annotated as regulatory factor X-associated protein-like. Lineage: Eukaryota; Metazoa; Echinodermata; Echinoidea; Temnopleuroida; Toxopneustidae. The coding region runs from base 329 to 952 and encodes 207 amino acids. The record is from RefSeq and is a predicted model, not a curated record. The transcript has 5 exons. Gene Ontology annotation, biological process: regulation of transcription by RNA polymerase II. Gene Ontology annotation, cellular component: nucleus.
AUUCUUUUUUCUCACGCCCUGCUCCUGAGUCCUGUUCCAGAUCCAACGAGCCUCCAUAUUUUAUAGCUUGUACAGUUAAAGUCUUGAUCUACUUAUACAGGUCUGUAGUAUUUCAGUAGUCGGUAUUCAGAUGUCUGCCUUUCCUGAGUCCUGUUAUUGGGCUGAUAGAUAGAGAACUAGUCUCUGGAAUCCAGGUCUGAUACCACCCACCUAGGUCCAGGCCUUUUGAAAGCAGAGCCAUUGGUGGUCCAAUAAGAUCCCUGUUCUAUGCUUGAUACAUGAAAGUAUAGUCCUUUUUAAAGCUAACAAGGUCUAACAGAAUUUCACUAUGGAUCAGUCUCUAAACACUACCACAACCAGCAACAGUGGUGUGAACGUCACUGUCGUUGGCAAACAAGGGGACUACAGCCCAGCAACGAUAGUGGGGGCUAUUCGCGCCCCCUCUCCUGCUCCAAGUGAGGCUAGUACCAGCUCCAGCAACCAUUCCCUGGAUUUGAUGCGUUGCAAGAAGUGCAGUGUUGAGACGUGUCAAGAGAUGCUGGUAGUGUCUGGGAAGCGACGGAAAGGUCCAUGGAUGUGCAACUACCACCGUAACAAGACUUAUAAGGCCAAGAAGAAACAAAAGGAUCAGAUGGCUUCUGACAUUCAAAUGUUCAAGAAAAAGGAGGAAGAGGUCAUACCCAAGCCAUCCAGCCUUCAGUCAGUCCCUAGCGAAAAGAAGUCCACACUUGAUGAUGGACUACCAAGACUAGACCAGGUCCUCAAUGAGAAGAAACUGGCUCUGUUGAGAUCACCAGCUAUCAUCAAGUUCCUUCAAGAAAGCCAGAAGCAGCUGUCACAUCCAGACCAGCAUGGUGCCUCAGGGACACCAGGGUGUUCCUCAGGAUCUUCCAGAGAUGAACGCUUCCAGCAUGCAUCUCCUCCAAAGAUAGCAAAAGGAGGACCGAUAUGAACAUAUGUGCAACCUGCAUCCCUGGACAUGCUUUCACUGACGAAAACUGGACACUUCUUCAAGUCUUUUGUCAUUCACCGACAAUUUCUAUGAAAUUGAUUGGGUUGUCUGUGAUGAUGGUUGUUAAAGAUGACUAAGAUUAUGAAAUGCUGCCCAUAAUACUUCCCGAUGAAGGAAGGGGAUAGGAUUUGUCAAGGUAGGAGAAAUGUGAUUCUGAUGAUAAAUGUGAAUGGAGAAAAGCCUUCACAUUAUGUCACAUGAAUAUCAGCAGAAGAUGCUUCCAAGUUUUCGCUCAACUACACAGAAUGAAUCCUACAGUACUGCAAAUGCAUUGAAAAUAUUAAAGACAAAUCACCAUGAAGUCUUUGUAGAGGAUCCAUGAAUUGGAACAGUAGUUUUAUCCAUUUCAGAGCUGACGGAAAAAGCAAUAUUUUCCAGAAUCACGGACGAAACUUCACUGACCCUCGACAAAGACAUCAUUGUCAUGAACUGCAUUUGACAAUAGAUUCUCUUUGUUCCGGAAAGCAUGUGCAUAUCUGUUGCAAACCUCCCUAUUCAUGUAUGUGGCAAGAAAUAGUUGACAUGUUGUCAUUAUACUCCAUCAGAAAGUUUAUCAAGGAAUUGGAUGAUGUUAGCUCUGGCACUUAAUCUAGUUGGGCUGAUCUAGAUUUGGUCCAGAUUAGUACCCAGGUCAGGUACAGAUUAAUUAGCACUAGACACAUUCUGUGGUCCUAAUGAAAAGAAUGGAUACAAAUAUACCCUGCCAUUAAAAAAAAGUAUAGUGGGAAAUCAAUCAUCCUCACAUGGACUGGCAAUAUUACUAUUGAAUAUCUCAUGCAUAAAUUUCAAAAGGGUCUGGAGCAAAAACUGCUUAGAGUUAGGCUUUGAAUUUUUAAUGUUUGUUUGUUUUUUAAUUUAAAACCUUACCUUUCCUUCCAGAUCAAUUUUUAAUUCAUGUAUAAACAUGUACUAACAAUGUAUGGAAAAGUCUAACAAACUAUAAAUCAAUAUUCCAUAGAAUUUGUACAUGAUUUUGGAAAAGCUCUGAAGCAUAGACUACUUGCAGUUAGACUCAACUUUGAUCUUAAUCUUAAACCAAAAACUGACAGUUUGACAAUGUCUGAUAUCUAAAUAAAGCACCUUCCUUCCAACAGCUUUCUAAGAUAUUUGCCACCAAGCUAAAGCCAGGGCAAUAAUAUCCAAGUUCUUUUGAAGCACAUAGAGUUUUUAUAUCAUGUGAUAUGCACUCUACAAGAACUGUAUUGUUAUUACUAUUAUAUAUUACCAAUGUAAAUUCUAAAAAUGGCUGAGAACAAUCUGACCAUUGAAGCUCAAAGCCUGGCCUCACACUCAUGUCCUUAGCUUUACAUAUUAUCUACAUUUCUCUUUCAUGUCUUUUGUAUGGUGAUGUUAAAGGUCAAGCAUAGUAAAAAAUAAUAUAUCUUAUUGAUACAUGUCUAUAAAAUCCCAAA